Dromaius novaehollandiae (emu) is the source of this 9073-nucleotide messenger RNA. Its product is annotated as proline-rich protein 36-like. The transcript is spliced from 25 exons. The coding region runs from base 5632 to 6543 and encodes 303 amino acids. The record is from RefSeq and is a predicted model, not a curated record. Lineage: Eukaryota; Metazoa; Chordata; Aves; Casuariiformes; Dromaiidae.
UAAGCUCUGCCACAACAUUGUCACUGACUCUAGACCUUCCCCUGAACUCUCUCUAAGGCCCCAAACAAUGCUAAAACCACUCCCAGACACGGUCCCCACAGCAGUAAGGUGUUCUAAUAAAGAUGGGGUGUGAUCUGUCUCCGCCUUGACUCAGUCCCACUUUAGAGAAAAGGGCGUUUACAGUACUUCCUCGUGGAGAGUGUUGACAGGUGGAUGCACAGGUGACAAACAGAUUUUUUUCUCUCUUCUUUCAAGCCACCUCUCGGAAGCCUCUGUACAUGCGAGAUGUGACUGAUCUAGGAUAAUCAUGCUGUGCACUAUUCUGAAGGAGAACACUACCGUAAAAUGGCAGGCUAAGGACUCUCCUAAAAAAAUAAAAGGCUCGGGAAAAGCCAAAGAGAACACCGAUGGGCUCUGAGAAGCCCCAGUGAUGCUAGAGAAAACAGCAUGGCUUUUAGGCACCUCCUCAGAGCAGGAGAAAUGUCUUACUCCAGCCUGCAGGACAACGGGGACUAUUAAUUUACCACCUUUAAUUACCAAAAGCGUUGUGAAAGCAGAAGGAAUGAGAAAGGAUGUGUAGCGUGUCCUGGACUAUACGUAAAGUUCAAACGUAAAGUUUAAGCAAGCAACAAUGCCCUCUUAAAAUAGAAAGAGUUUAGUCCUAAGUAAUAGAUGAAGGUAGCUUUGAGUAAUGUGGAGAGAAGCGGUUAUGUCAGUCACCCUGAAAGCCUCGGAGAAGCAGUCCAAAAAUCUGAUACCCUCAUGGCCUUGGCAGUCUUUUUGGUUUGUUUGGCAGGGUAGCCCACCAAAGGGGGACAUCUUGAAGAGAGGCGACUAGACCUAGGGAUCUGGUUGUUCAUUUUGGUCGUCGCCUGUGAGGCCAGCAUGCAAGAGUAAGAGGAAGCUAGGAGCAGUCUCAAAAAGAGAUGGAACCGAGGACAGCAAAUGCUGACGAGGAGAAGAGACGGACGAGCGUUUGCUUGCGGUUAAUACCGAAGGGACGGGAUGAAACAAGGAAGCCAGAAUGCAGCGGCCCCUCGAUAUCACCAGGAACUGCUACAGGAGGAGGCGUUCUGGCACGGGUAACUAGGAUUAAUUGCCACGGCUGAAGUUGAAGAGACCAAGAAACGUAAGCCCCGAAGGGGCACAUCUUGAAGAGAGGGGGCUAGACCUAGCGAUCCAGUUGUUCGUUUUGGUCGUCGCCUGUGAGGCCAGCAUGCAAGAGUAAGAGGAAGCUAGGAGCAGUCUCAAAAAGAGAUGGAACCGAGGACAGCAAAUGCUGACGAGGAGAAGAGACGGACGAGCGUUUGCUUGCGGUUAAUACCGAAGGGACGGGAUGAAACAAGGAAGCCAGAAUGCAGCGGCCCCUCGAUAUCACCAGGAACUGCUACAGGAGGAGGCGUUCUGGCACGGGUAACUAGGAUUAAUUGCCACGGCUGAAGUUGAAGAGACCAAGAAACGUAAGCCCCGAAGGGGCACAUCUUGAAGAGAGGGGGCUAGACCUAGCGAUCCAGUUGUUCGUUUUGGUCGUCGCCUGUGAGGCCAGCAUGCAAGAGUAAGAGGAAGCUAGGAGCAGUCUCAAAAAGAGAUGGAACCGAGGACAGCAAAUGCUGACGAGGAGAAGAGACGGACGAGCGUUUGCUUGCGGUUAAUACCGAAGGGACGGGAUGAAACAAGGAAGCCAGAAUGCAGCGGCCCCUCGAUAUCACCAGGAACUGCUACAGGAGGAGGCGUUCUGGCACGGGUAACUAGGAUUAAUUGCCACGGCUGAAGUUGAAGAGACCAAGAAACGUAAGCCCCGAAGGGGCACAUCUUGAAGAGAGGGGGCUAGACCUAGCGAUCCAGUUGUUCGUUUUGGUCGUCGCCUGUGAGGCCAGCAUGCAAGAGUAAGAGGAAGCUAGGAGCAGUCUCAAAAAGAGAUGGAACCGAGGACAGCAAAUGCUGACGAGGAGAAGAGACGGACGAGCGUUUGCUUGCGGUUAAUACCGAAGGGACGGGAUGAAACAAGGAAGCCAGAAUGCAGCGGCCCCUCGAUAUCACCAGGAACUGCUACAGGAGGAGGCGUUCUGGCACGGGUAACUAGGAUUAAUUGCCACGGCUGAAGUUGAAGAGACCAAGAAACGUAAGCCCCGAAGGGGCACAUCUUGAAGAGAGGGGGCUAGACCUAGCGAUCCAGUUGUUCGUUUUGGUCGUCGCCUGUGAGGCCAGCAUGCAAGAGUAAGAGGAAGCUAGGAGCAGUCUCAAAAAGAGAUGGAACCGAGGACAGCAAAUGCUGACGAGGAGAAGAGACGGACGAGCGUUUGCUUGCGGUUAAUACCGAAGGGACGGGAUGAAACAAGGAAGCCAGAAUGCAGCGGCCCCUCGAUAUCACCAGGAACUGCUACAGGAGGAGGCGUUCUGGCACGGGUAACUAGGAUUAAUUGCCACGGCUGAAGUUGAAGAGACCAAGAAACGUAAGCCCCGAAGGGGCACAUCUUGAAGAGAGGGGGCUAGACCUAGCGAUCCAGUUGUUCGUUUUGGUCGUCGCCUGUGAGGCCAGCAUGCAAGAGUAAGAGGAAGCUAGGAGCAGUCUCAAAAAGAGAUGGAACCGAGGACAGCAAAUGCUGACGAGGAGAAGAGACGGACGAGCGUUUGCUUGCGGUUAAUACCGAAGGGACGGGAUGAAACAAGGAAGCCAGAAUGCAGCGGCCCCUCGAUAUCACCAGGAACUGCUACAGGAGGAGGCGUUCUGGCACGGGUAACUAGGAUUAAUUGCCACGGCUGAAGUUGAAGAGACCAAGAAACGUAAGCCCCGAAGGGGCACAUCUUGAAGAGAGGGGGCUAGACCUAGCGAUCCAGUUGUUCGUUUUGGUCGUCGCCUGUGAGGCCAGCAUGCAAGAGUAAGAGGAAGCUAGGAGCAGUCUCAAAAAGAGAUGGAACCGAGGACAGCAAAUGCUGACGAGGAGAAGAGACGGACGAGCGUUUGCUUGCGGUUAAUACCGAAGGGACGGGAUGAAACAAGGAAGCCAGAAUGCAGCGGCCCCUCGAUAUCACCAGGAACUGCUACAGGAGGAGGCGUUCUGGCACGGGUAACUAGGAUUAAUUGCCACGGCUGAAGUUGAAGAGACCAAGAAACGUAAGCCCCGAAGGGGCACAUCUUGAAGAGAGGGGGCUAGACCUAGCGAUCCAGUUGUUCGUUUUGGUCGUCGCCUGUGAGGCCAGCAUGCAAGAGUAAGAGGAAGCUAGGAGCAGUCUCAAAAAGAGAUGGAACCAAGGACAGCAAAUGCUGAUGAGGAGAAGAGACGGACGAGCGUUUGCUUGCGGUUAAUACCGAAGGGACGGGAUGAAACAAGGAAGCCAGAAUGCAGCGGCCCCUCGAUAUCACCAGGAACUGCUACAGGAGGAGGCGUUCUGGCACGGGUAACUAGGAUUAAUUGCCACGGCUGAAGUUGAAGAGACCAAGAAACGUAAGCCCCGAAGGGGCACAUCUUGAAGAGAGGGGGCUAGACCUAGCGAUCCAGUUGUUCGUUUUGGUCGUCGCCUGUGAGGCCAGCAUGCAAGAGUAAGAGGAAGCUAGGAGCAGUCUCAAAAAGAGAUGGAACCGAGGACAGCAAAUGCUGACGAGGAGAAGAGACGGACGAGCGUUUGCUUGCGGUUAAUACCGAAGGGACGGGAUGAAACAAGGAAGCCAGAAUGCAGCGGCCCCUCGAUAUCACCAGGAACUGCUACAGGAGGAGGCGUUCUGGCACGGGUAACUAGGAUUAAUUGCCACGGCUGAAGUUGAAGAGACCAAGAAACGUAAGCCCCGAAGGGGCACAUCUUGAAGAGAGGGGGCUAGACCUAGCGAUCCAGUUGUUCGUUUUGGUCGUCGCCUGUGAGGCCAGCAUGCAAGAGUAAGAGGAAGCUAGGAGCAGUCUCAAAAAGAGAUGGAACCGAGGACAGCAAAUGCUGACGAGGAGAAGAGACGGACGAGCGUUUGCUUGCGGUUAAUACCGAAGGGACGGGAUGAAACAAGGAAGCCAGAAUGCAGCGGCCCCUCGAUAUCACCAGGAACUGCUACAGGAGGAGGCGUUCUGGCACGGGUAACUAGGAUUAAUUGCCACGGCUGAAGUUGAAGAGACCAAGAAACGUAAGCCCCGAAGGGGCACAUCUUGAAGAGAGGGGGCUAGACCUAGCGAUCCAGUUGUUCGUUUUGGUCGUCGCCUGUGAGGCCAGCAUGCAAGAGUAAGAGGAAGCUAGGAGCAGUCUCAAAAAGAGAUGGAACCGAGGACAGCAAAUGCUGAUGAGGAGAAGAGACGGACGAGCGUUUGCUUGCGGUUAAUACCGAAGGGACGGGAUGAAACAAGGAAGCCAGAAUGCAGCGGCCCCUCGAUAUCACCAGGAACUGCUACAGGAGGAGGCGUUCUGGCACGGGUAACUAGGAUUAAUUGCCACGGCUGAAGUUGAAGAGACCAAGAAACGUAAGCCCCGAAGGGGCACAUCUUGAAGAGAGGGGGCUAGACCUAGCGAUCCAGUUGUUCGUUUUGGUCGUCGCCUGUGAGGCCAGCAUGCAAGAGUAAGAGGAAGCUAGGAGCAGUCUCAAAAAGGUAAUAGGUUUGAAAGGGAGACAGGCAAAUCGAGGGCUGUCGUUCCUCCACGUAGUUAAAGACCGAGAGAGUUGUCGGUUAAGCGCAUGCAUACGAGGGUUUGCGAACAGUAACAAUAACACUGAAGCGGAAUAAAAAUAUUUUUUAGUUUCCGAGAGGUUGAUCUCUAGCGGCUACUUAGUCUGACUUCCCUUUCGCGGCAAGCCCGACUGUCUUCAUAGCUCUCAGAACAGGGGUUAGGGGAAGCGGUACUUGUGGCUUGCGUUUUCUUGUUUACCUUGCUUGAGUGUGUAUAUUGGAUCCGCUUUUGUGCUUAUAAACAACUUUGGAUUCUUAUGAUUUUCUGCAGAGCUUUGAUCUUUUUCUUUUUUUCUUUUUCUUUCUGGUUUGUUUUUUUUUUUUUUGCUUUGCUCCCUCCCUGAUGGAUUUUACUAUGCCUCCGUCAACGAGCCCUGGCUGGCAAAGUUGCUGUGUCCCAGCGGAGACUCUUAGGCGAGAUGGAGGAGUUCAGAUCCGCAGCCUGCCAGAAGAACGUCGCCCAGGAGGGGUUGCUAGCCUCGAGCUAUAGGCGCUGGCGUUCAGGACCUCGGGGAACGACUGUGUGCUGCCGUGAAGAACUACAGGCUACCACCGCUCUCGGACCUUUGAUGCUGUUCUGAGGGCCAGCAACUCGAAGGGAUGCAGCUCGGCCCUUUUUGUUGACUUUGGUGAUGCUGUUUUGAGGAAGCAUGUAAGUACAGAAGGGGUCUGGGAGGGUUUUCAAACAAGACGGGAAAGAGCAAGGAAGAUUUGAGAGCGUGGAAAAACUAGGUGCCGCGGGUACUGAAGUUGUUACGGGCUGAGGGCGUUUGGCGUUGAGCAUCUGAGAGGGGCUAAUGCACGAGGAAUGGUAAAAUGCUGUGACUGAACGCGAGGUUCCUCCCCGGCCUGGGCCCGUGUGUGCACCCUCGCUCCCACAGACACCCCAGAGCCGUAGGGAAACGGGUGAGCAGGCCCACGAGCGGACUUUGGGCACAGCGGUGCGCAGAGAGCACUGCGGGCUCAGCCGGUGGGGUGGAGUCGGAGCAUGGCGAGCCAGGCUGUCGGGAUCCAUCCGGUUCCGCUCCCUGCCCCUCUGUCCAGCGCUCCAUCCUUCUCUUUCUUUCCCCGUGGCUCUGUCCAGUGCCCCAUCCCUUUGUUUAGCUACUCGUUCCUCUGCCCAGCUCCCCCAUCCCUCUUGUACUCUUUCCAUCUCUGUGACAAUAUCUGCGUCCAUCUAACUGGCUCUCUAUCGCUCUAUCCAGCUCUUCAUCGUCCUCUUCCUCUUCCUCUCCCAGUACCUGCCCGCUGUCCUUCCGUGCGGCUCCCCAUCCGUCUGCCGCUCUCGUCUGCCUUUCUGCCUGUACUUCUCUUUGCCUUCCCAGCCCUCUGUCCACCCCUCCAGCCAUCUCUCUCUAUUUCCAUCCCUCUGCUCAGCUCCUCAUCCAUCUAUUUGCCUCCCUAUCCCUCUUUUCCCCUGUUUUGUCCCAUCUCUCUGUCUGAAUUGCCCUCCCUCUUUUUCUCUCUCCACCUUUCUGGCCAGCUCUUCGUCGUUCUCGUCCUCUUCCCAUCGCUCCUACUGGCUCCCUGUCCCUCUCUUCCCGUCCCCGCUCCUCUCUCCGGUUCUCCCCCCUUCUCUGUUGCUCCCUCGCCAUUCCUCUGGCCGCCUCGCCUUCCCCAUUUUUCUCUCUUCUGCUCCCCGGUCCUCUGUGCAGCCCUCCCUCCAUCUGUGUGGCCCUCUGUCCCUCUCUUUCUCUUCCUUUGUCCAGUGCCCAGACCCUGGGGCCGGCUCUCUGUCCCUCUCUUUCUUUCUCCCUCCAUCCAUCUGCCAAGCUCUCUGCCCCUCUUUUCUUUUGUUCUCCCCCCUGUCCCCGCGUCCAGGUGGAGGUCUGUCGUUCCUUUGCGUUUUGUCUGGUGCGGCGGGUGGCGAGAGGUGGUCGGCGCUCGGCAGAGAUGGUGAUCGGCAGCGCCCGGAGGGUGCCGUCGGUCGGUCUGGUUCGGGUCACGUCGGACACCUCCGCGGGGACUCUGCCCGCGGAGGUGCGGGGCUGUGGCUGUGCAGCGGGGGAGCGCUAGCGGGCUAGAGAUGUCGUGGGGUACGCGGCAGGCAGCGAAGAGGCUCCUGGGGAAGGUGUCACGGAGGCAGAGAGCAGCAGAGGCUCCGAGACCUUGGGCGUUAGGACAGGCGCUCGCGGUAGGGCGGUCUGGAGCUGCUGCUGCUGUCUGUCCUACUCGUCAGCGCGGUCUGCAGUUACUGCCUCUUGUCUGCCUGCGCGCAGCCAGGGCUGUCACGUGGUGCAGCUUGAGUUGUGAUUGCGAUGCUGGCAUUGAGCCCACUUUUCUGUCAGGUCUGCCUUUAUGCAAAGUGGUGUCUUCCCUAUGUCUACAGCUCAACCCAUGUUGUUGAUUUAGUGCUUCCUGAGGGGAUAUGCUGUGCUGUCAACACGCACACCCACCCCACCCCUGCCAUCGCUUCCUGAUGAAUGCAAUCAUUUACAUAGCUUCUGGCUUGUUUCUUUCCUUGGAACUCCUUUCUCUUUGCUGUUCUGGUCCCUCCAAACAAUUUCUGUUUCUAGCAUUAUUAGUGUUGGGCCCUAAAACUUCUAGACCUUCCUUCUUUGAAGUCCAGAGGUUCCAGUAUUGUUUGUACUUUGAGAGUAAAGGUCCUUCACAACUCAUGUCUUAAGUAUGCAACUGUCUUACCUGGGAUUUUCCUUUUCGCAAGUUACUGUUUCUUUCAGGAGCCAGCUACAACAGUAACUUUGCUAUAGCAGAGAAAUGGGGUUACAUGUGUAUGAGCAACAGCACCGUAGUACACAGCAAAGCCAUAAUCUACAGUACUGGUAGCACAAGUCAGUUUCCCAUCAGCUCCAUCUCUCCAGGGUUUGGAGGUUUUGGAGGCCUUACUUUUUAUCCUGCCUUGGCUGGACGGUGCUUUCUGAGAGUGUCCCUCAGAGGCAGAGUUUCCCUGCGGAGGACCAUCUAGCAAAGGCUGGAGGCGGCCGGGUGCCUGAGUGAGCCUGCCUGUCCGUGAGAGCUGCUGUGACAUCUUUGUGAUGAAAUGGAGCCAGAGAGGGUGACUGAAGCAGCACGGAGGGUCAGUCAUAACUGUGGGAACAAUUACGGGCCUUGGACUAGGGAGUAGUUCUAGGAGGGCUGUGCAGUUGCCCGGCCUCUAACUAACUGCUCUGGCCUCUUUGCAGGUGCCGAAGCCCAGUCGGGCAGUCGAAGGAGCCUUGUCACAGCUGGGAGCUCUGCGGAGAUGCGCGGCUGGCCAUGGAGAGUGAGCUCUGACUUGCAGCGUGGACACAGCUAAGUCCUGGGCUGCAUCAUAUGUGAGCAGUGCUGGGAGGUGCGAGGUGAUUGUUCCCUAGGUGGUCACUGGUGUCACUGGCUGUGGAUGUUUGCCCAUGGAGCUGAGAGGACCAAAAAUAUUAAUUGUCUGACCCGGAGAUGAAAUAGUGCUUGCAGUGCUUCAGGUAGGUUCAGUGCAAGUGCAGCCUAGUGCAGUCCUGUGGAGUGAUUCUUGCACAUGCUCACAUUUGAAUGGUGGCUAAAACCAAGCCUCUAAACAGCAGCUGUAACGUGAUUCUGGUGCAUGUCUUCCCGUUCUGCUGUGCUUCUAGAGGAAGGGAAAACUUCUUAAGCUGUGGGCAAAACUCCUUGCCUUCUCUUUACUGUUUUCAUGCGUAUGGGUGCUUUGGUGUUUGUUGCUUAAAGCUGAGGGUUUGAAAUUUUUCACUUAAGGUUUAUUGUUUAGUUUGUUGUUGAGGGUCUCUCACUCCGGAGUUACAGUUUAUUCCUUUCUUUUGUGGGGCUCAGUCUUUAUCAGUCAGGGUUUACAGUUUGCUCGUUUAGUGAUCAGGGCGCAGAAUUUAAAAUCCAACCUUAGCCAUAAAUUUUAAAGUCUCGGCAACUAUUAGGGUUCCAAGACCUGCAGUUAGUGUUCAGGGCUUAUGACUUACUGAUAAAGGAAAAGGGCUAAAUCCUUAGAUAAACUGUAAGCCCUGAAGCCUAAGCAGCAGGCUGCAAACCCUUCUUUGGGCUUUGUAACCUUCCCCUGUACCCAGCGUUCAGCUCUGCACACCGACCUGCGCUCUGGAUUUGAUAUGGCGCAGGCCCAUCACACGGAGACUGGCAAUGUGACGGGUGAGCUGAGAGCUGUGGAAGUGUCUUGCAGGGCUCUAGCCUGGGGUAGGGCAGAAGUGCAGACAGGCAGGAUCAGGCAUUUUCCUCUCAUCUCUGAGAUGAAUCCUAUCCCUGAAGGAAAAAGCAGAGGAGUAGGCUGUCAGCUACUCGGACACCUGCCACAUCAAGGGCAGCAGCAGGAGAUGACCCUUCCCUGAUGGAUGGAUGGACGCUGGUGUAGUGAUGACUCUUCAGGCAUCACAGGUAAGGGGAAGCAUGCUGACACUGAGCUCCAUGGCAGACUUGCUUCCAGCUAUUGUUUCUGCGCAGUAAAACAAUAAACAGUUGCUUUAUUCUUUGCA